Messenger RNA from Symphalangus syndactylus (siamang), 6322 nucleotides. It is a transcript of the gene TP73, whose product is annotated as tumor protein p73. Gene Ontology annotation, cellular component: nucleus. Gene Ontology annotation, molecular function: protein binding; DNA-binding transcription factor activity, RNA polymerase II-specific; RNA polymerase II cis-regulatory region sequence-specific DNA binding. The record is from RefSeq and is a predicted model, not a curated record. NCBI's taxonomy places the organism in Eukaryota, Metazoa, Chordata, Mammalia, Primates, Hylobatidae. Gene Ontology annotation, biological process: regulation of transcription by RNA polymerase II; apoptotic process; protein tetramerization.
UCCUCCUGAAUGCUGCCGCCCUGCCUGUUGGGGGCUGAGAUCCUCGGCCACAGGAAGAGAUGGGCGUCCAGGACUCACCUGCUGCCCCCCGGCCCCAGGGCCCUCAGCUGGGCUCUCCAGGCCCCAGCCCCUUGGGGCACAGCACCUGGAAUCGUCCUUUCGUCCUCAGCCCGGCCUGCUGGUGGGGCAGAGCGGGUCCCCAGGGCUCCUCAGGCAGCUGCAUUGAAACCUCCCCUGCCCUCACCCAGCUCUGCCCACUCUCCCCGGGGGUGGGGGUGGGGAGCGAUGAGGCCCCUGCCGGCUCUCGGUGGGGACGACAGGGAGGAAGGAAGUGGGGAGAUGGAGACAAGAGAAAGCAGGCAGGUGGUUUGGGAUUUGGCAGGAAAAGGUUGGAAGGAAAGGGGAAAGGGUCUCCGCGUGGAAUUCUCAGCUCCUGUGGAUUUCUCAGCCCUCGUGAGAGCCACGGUGCCCUGGGGACUGGAAGUGUGGGUCCGCAGGCCCCAGUCCCCGGGUUCGUCUGAGCGUGGAUGCUCUGCUGGCUUCCAGGGGGUCUCGGGCCCCUCUGCCAGGGGCAACUUUGUACCCAAGACAGCUGAAAUACAGUGGAAAUUCAGACGGCCCAACAGGGAGUGGCAGUCACCUCAGAGGCCCCACUAGGCGGGUGCAGGGCACCACUGCAGAGCCCCUCACUGGCUGUGCCAAGGCCAUCCAUGCCUGCAGUGGGCCCCACCGCCGGGCUGUUCUUUGGCAACAGUGGCUUGUCCCUGUUUCCUGAGGGCUUGGCCAGUGCCAGGGUGGGCUCCAAACACAUGGCUCUGGGCUCUUGAACUCACCCCUGCUUUGGGCAGGCAGUGGAAGGCAGGCCCCACAAGAGCUGCUCACUCCCAUCACCCGUCUCCCUCGGGGGUCUAGGGUCGCAGCCUCCCGUGAGCCCCUCCUCUCCAUGCAGCCCUUGGACCGGUCCCGGUGGACCACCGAGUUCCCCGCGUAGGGGGCAGAUGCGCCCCGCCUGGGUGCCAAGGGAGGCGACACCAUCUCUCCCCCUUGGGGUGGCCCAGCCUUGCCUACCGUGAUCUCCAGGGCCGGGGCUCAGCCCUCAUGCCUGGGAACAGAGGCUGCUUUACGGGGUGAGGGCCUGGGGCCCCCUGAGCCUCACCCAGGCACGCAGCAUCUCGGAAGGAGCCCUGGUGGGUUUAAUUAUGGAGCCGGCGCUGACCGGCGUCCCCGCCCUCCCUGCGCAGCCUCCUUGGUGCGGUCCAACACAUCACCGGGCAAGCUGAGGCCUGCCCCGGACUUGGAUGAAUACUCAUGUGGAAUAAAGGGGUGGGCCGCGGGUUUUGUUGUUGGAUUCAGCCAGUUGACAGAACUAAGGGAGAUGGGAAAAGUGAAAAUGCCAACAAACGACCCGCAUGUUCCCCAGCAUCCUCGGCUCCCGCCUCCCUAGCUGCAGAGCCUCUCCCCCUCGGUCCACGCUGCCGGGCAGCCACGACCCUGACCCUUCCCCUCGGGCCGCCCAGAUCCAUGCCUCGUCCCACGGGACACCAGUUCCCCGGCUUGUGCAGACCCCCCGGCGCCUACCAUGCUGUACGUCGGUGACCCCGCACGGCACCUCGCCACGGCCCAGUUCAAUUUGCUGAGCAGCACCAUGGACCAGAUGAGCAGCCGCGCGGCCUCGGCCAGCCCCUACACCCCGGAGCACGCCGCCAGCGUGCCCACCCACUCGCCCUACGCGCAGCCCAGCUCCACCUUUGACACCAUGUCGCCGGCGCCUGUCAUCCCCUCCAACACCGACUACCCCGGACCCCACCACUUCGAGGUCACUUUCCAGCAGUCCAGCACGGCCAAGUCAGCCACCUGGACGUACUCCCCGCUCUUGAAGAAACUCUACUGCCAGAUCGCCAAGACGUGCCCCAUCCAGAUCAAGGUGUCCACCCCGCCACCCCCGGGCACCGCCAUCCGGGCCAUGCCUGUUUACAAGAAGGCGGAGCACGUGACCGACGUCGUGAAACGCUGCCCCAACCACGAGCUCGGGAGGGACUUCAACGAAGGACAGUCUGCCCCAGCCAGCCACCUCAUCCGCGUGGAAGGCAAUAAUCUCUCGCAGUAUGUGGAUGACCCUGUCACCGGCAGGCAGAGCGUCGUGGUGCCCUAUGAGCCACCACAGGUGGGGACGGAAUUCACCACCAUCCUGUACAACUUCAUGUGUAACAGCAGCUGUGUAGGGGGCAUGAACCGGCGGCCCAUCCUCAUCAUCAUCACUCUGGAGACGCGGGAUGGGCAGGUGCUGGGCCGCCGGUCCUUUGAGGGCCGCAUCUGCGCCUGUCCUGGCCGCGACCGAAAAGCCGAUGAGGACCACUACCGGGAGCAGCAGGCCCUGAACGAGAGCUCCGCCAAGAACGGCGCCGCCAGCAAGCGUGCCCUCAAGCAGAGCCCCCCUGCCAUCCCCGCCCUUGGCGCCGGCGUGAAGAAGCGGCGGCAUGGAGACGAAGACACGUACUACCUGCAGGUGCGAGGCCGGGAGAACUUUGAGAUCCUGAUGAAGCUGAAGGAGAGCCUGGAGCUGAUGGAGUUAGUGCCGCAGCCACUGGUGGACUCCUAUCGGCAGCAGCAGCAGCUCCUACAGAGGCCGCCCUGGGAUGCUCAACAACCAUGGCCACACAGUGCCAGCCAACGGCGAGAUGAGCAGCAGCCACGGCGCCCAGUCCAUAGUCUCGGGGUCCCACUGCACUCCGCCACCCCCCUACCACGCCGACCCCAGCCUUGUCAGUUUUUUAACAGGAUUGGGGUGUCCAAACUGCAUCGAGUAUUUCACCUCCCAAGGGUUACAGAGCAUUUACCACCUGCAGAACCUGACCAUCGAGGACCUGGGGGCCCUGAAGAUCCCCGAGCAGUACCGCAUGACCAUCUGGCGGGGCCUGCAGGACCUGAAGCAGGGCCACGACUACAGCACCGCGCAGCAGCUGCUCCGCUCCAGCAACGCGGCCACCAUCUCCAUCGGCGGCUCAGGGGAACUGCAGCGCCAGCGGGUCAUGGAGGCCGUGCACUUCCGCGUGCGCCACACCAUCACCAUCCCCAACCGCGGCGGCCCAGGUAGUGGCCCCGACGAGUGGGCGGACUUCGGUUUCGACCUGCCCGACUGCAAAGCCCGCAAGCAGCCCAUCAAGGAGGAGUUCACGGAGGCCGAGAUCCACUAAGGGCCUCGCCCGGCCGCAGCCUGUGCCACCGCCCAGAGACCCAAGCCGCCUCCCCUCUCCUUCCUGUGUGUCCAAAACUGCCUCGGGGCAGGACCUCCGGGCUGUGCCGGGGGAAAGGCAAGGUCCGGCCCAUCCCCAGGCACCCCACCGGCCCCAGGAGAGGCCCAGCCACCGAAGCCGCCUGUGGACAGCCUGAGUCACCCGCAGAACCUUCUGGAGCUGCCCUAGCGCUGGGCUUGUGGGGCGGGGGCUGGCCCACUCUCAGCCCUGCCACUGCCCCGGCGCACUCCAUGGCAGGCGUGGGUGGGGACCGCAGUGUCGGCUCCAACCUCCAGGCUUCAUCCUAGAGACUGUCAUCUCCCCACCAAGCGAGGUCCUUCCAAAGGAAAGGAUCCUCUUUGCUGAUGGACUGCCAAAAAGUAUUUUGCGACAUCUUUUGGUUCUGGAUAGUAGUGAGCAACCAAGUGACUGUGUCUGAAACACCAAUGUAUUUUCAGGGAAUAUCCCUAACUGCAUCUUGCCCGUGCCGGGGGCUGGGGACUCUCUCUGCUGGACUUGGGACUGGCCUCUGCCCCCAGCACACUGUAUUCUGCAGGACCGCCUCCUUCCUGCCCCUAACAACAACCACAGUGUUGCUGAAAUUGGAGAAAACUGGGGAGGGCGCAACCCCUCCCAGGCGCGGGGAAGCAUCUGGUACUGCCUCAGCCAGUGCCCCUCAGCCUGGCCACAGUCGCCUCUCCUUGGGGACUCCUCAGCAGAAAGGGACAGCCUGUCCUCAGAGGACUGGAAAUUGUCAAUAUUUGAUAAAAUGAUACCCUUUUCUACACGGUGGGUCAUUUUUUUUUUUUUUUUUUUUUUCAACUUACUUUCUCAGCAUUCUCUUUGGAGUUCAACCUAGCGCCCAUGAGCCGGGCUGAGGAAGCUGAGUGAGAAGCCAGGUGGGCGGGACUCAUCCCCAGGAAGGCCGGGUGGGGAGGAAGCCUAGAGGGAACGCGGGGAAGGGCAAAUCCAGGCAAAUGCGCAGGAACGCUCUGCCGUGGGGGCAGCUCCUCCCUUGCCGGGGGCACCUUCUCUACCACUGCGAGGGCCAGAGGGCAUUGCUUUCCUUUCUAGGCUGUGGCAGUCAGGGAACAGACUGAGGUAGGUGCAGGGGGGUCUAGGCCUUCGUGGAGCACCCCAGGGAGUUAGUGGGCCCCGGGGAGACAGCGUCUGCACAGGCCCUUUCUGGGGCCACCUCCAUCCACGAGGAGCAGCCUGAGCCUCAGUGGCCGGAGCCUGACUGUCCCAGAGCACAGCUUCAGGGCAGGGAACUGGAGCCCCCGGGGAGCCUGACAGGUGUGACGAGGCCCUUCAUUCCGGGCAGGUGGGCCAAUGGGAGCCCUCACCCACGCAAGCCGAGACACCACCCAGAGUGCAGGCUGCCUGGCCCCUUCCAACGCGGCCAGCUCCACACCCCCUGCCUGGGGUAUGUGUGGCAUCAGCUCCUAAGGGCUAGGAGCUUCCCCCACUAACAUCCCCCAGAACAAGCAGUUAAGCCCCCCAGGGCACAGCAAGGUUAGAAACAGCCCCCAUCCCCAGAUCAGGACUCCAUCUUGCUACGUGGCAUCACCGUCACCAGCCUCCCCUUAUUUAAAAGCAGCAACUGGUGUUGCCGCAGGUGCCUGGUCUACAAAGACGCAGGCGUCCCUCUCCCACUGUCCACCUCUCCGGGGGCCGCUGACAGCACAGCCGCCUGGGUGCACGCUUGUGGGGGCAGCAGGAACGGGGCUGUCGGCUCUCAGGGGAUCUGGCUGCAGCCAGGACAAGGGCCUGGCCCUUCCUUCCAGCUCCUUCCAGCUGAAGGGCAGGAAGCUCUGGCUGCCUAGCUUCUAGGGUUCCAUCUCCCUAGAAAGGUGCCCAUGCCCAGGGUAUCAGUCAGUAGCGGCGGCAGUAGCAGACUCAGGGCUUUCCCAGGAUGGCGCAGCCACCCCAGCUGCAUGUCACCUCAGCUCUCCAUCUUAUUGCCAUUUCGUAGAUGAGGAAGCUGAGGCCAGAAAGGCUAAGACCCAUGCCCCAGGCACCACGCCUAUCUCUUGGGGGCUGGGCACCUGCUACCCGAGGCCACCUCCUGAAGCCCCCACUCUGCCCCCAUGUUCCACUUCAGGAGCCGCGGGGGCCCAUCCCAACACCCGGGGUUCCUGAGCCCAGCGCAGAUGCGCUUCAAUUCCAGGGGGCUUGUCGAUUUGUUUCUUAGGCACGUUACCUGUCCACCCUGAGUCCAGUGAGACUAUCCCAAGAGCCCCUGCAGUGUGCUCCUGGGAAGGGCUGGGGUGGGGGGGUGGGUGGCACAGAGCAGGGAGACGCCCAGGGGCAGCUGUCACUGGAACCCCAGCCAGACGUCCAAGGAAGCCGGCCGGAACACGGAGCAGCCAGAUGGCCCCAGCUGCACUUGUCCAGGGAGCCGGUGCAGCCUCCUUGCGCUGGAGAAGCAGCUGUGAAAGUAAACAGAGUUGAGACUUCGCUGUGGUCAGGAGAAAAUGCAAAUUCCCAGGAACAAGAAUCCUUUAAGCAAUGUGUUUUUAUAAAACUAAACAAAUCAACAAAUAAAUCUUGAAGGCAGAUGGUUUUCCCAGCAGUGCAGGGGUGGGAGGGAGGCUGCUGGCACUCCUGGGGCCAAGGGGGACGGGCAGUGGUCUUGAGUCUGCUCAGAGAGGCAAGGCAGAAGGCACUCGCCAGGCAGGUCAGCUCACAUCUGUCCAAGUUGCUUGGUCAGAAACAGCAACUCUCCCCCAUUCCCCCAGCGUUCCCAUCAGGCCUGGGCUGCUGGGAAGCCCUUGCUGUACCCAGGAGCCCGACCCGCAGUAUCCUGGCACAGAGCCACUUGUCACUCGGAACAGUCAGUGUCUCCAACGCACAAACAUCCACUCCUCUGUUACCAGUUAAAGCACUUUAAUGCUUUAAGGUGAAAACGAAAUCCCAUCCAUGUUUUUCGUGUAGGAUCGUGCUUCUCCGAGCAGUAUUAAUGGACACCCUCCAAUGACAUAACAACUGUUUUUGGUAAUGUAAUCUUGGAAAAUGUGUUAUUUUUUUAGCUGUGUUUCGGUGGGGAUUUUUGUUUUUGUAACAUAAUAAAGUGUAUGUUCCAAUGA